This is a messenger RNA of Nematocida homosporus, 1908 nucleotides long. RefSeq lists its product as uncharacterized. NCBI's taxonomy places the organism in Eukaryota, Fungi, Microsporidia. The coding region runs from base 1 to 1908 and encodes 635 amino acids. The record is from RefSeq and is a predicted model, not a curated record. The transcript has a single exon.
AUGGUGUUUAUAGUUGUGAUUGGGGUGGGAGAGGUAGAAAUGUAUGCUCAGAUAAAAAGAGGCAGGAUAGUUGGUUUGUUGCUUGGUUUGUGCUUGGUGGCCCUAAACUGGCCAGAAGGGUUGGUAACAGCUAACGAUAAACGGUUGGUUGGAGAGCCACCGACAUUGAAUGAGUUGGCGGAGUUGUACUUUUUGUGGGCGGAGCGGGCUUUAGAAGAACAUAAGCGUAGUUUUGGUGAACAACCUAACGUACACAACCCAACAUCAACUCAAUAUUUAAAGUCUGAGUUUUAUACUGAGUUAGGGUUUAAACAGCAAGAUUUAGAUCGUGUUAAGCAAGUGGCUACUCUGAUUAAGAUUUUAUGUAAAACAGAUAGUACUAACUCUGGUAAUUUAGCUCAAACGUUUGAUAUUAAGGAUGUGCCGGAUAUUCUUAGACUAUAUGUUGCUUUAACUGAGCACCCUUCCGUUGAUCAGAUAGAUGUUGAUCCGAGACAGAAGAACUUUGUUGAGAAUCUGGCCCAGUGCGUUUAUACUGCGAUUGAUCCGGAUUAUCUUUGUGAUUUGGAAAAGAUAAGCUUAAAAUCAGAAACAUAUGCUGAGUUGAUUGGUCCGGCUCCAAAUGAAGAAGAUUCGCUUAAGCUUAUACGCAAACCAACUCUUAUUCAGAACAAUGAAGAUUUGGCUGCAGUGCGUGACUGUCCCUUGCGCAACCAUAUUCAUCCGCUGAAUACAACCCUCUUUUUCCAUGGUCUUAAUUGCAUUUAUGAAGAUGAAACAAAGACAUUCGUUAUACUUAGACACACGCCAGAGAACGAACUUAAGCCGACCACUGGGUUGAUCAAUCGAAUUGGCCGAUAUGUUUUCACUACUGCGGUCCGAUUGAGAUAUGCCCCUAGUGAUGUAUACACUAUAAUGGCGACUGAUAAGAACCUAGAGACUCUAAUGCAAGUAUUGGAGUCAAGCCCAUUCUGUCCUAAUGGUCGUAUAGCGUUUAAACGGCAUGAGAACAAAGACAUAGAGACUUUUAAAGGUUACCAAGCGACCAAGAGACAAAAAGAAAGGGCAGAGAAGAUGCUUAAGGCGGAUUUAUCGCUAGGUACGGCCAUUGGUAUGGUGCUUGUAAUAUAUGGCCAAUCUAUAUAUAAAAUGUGGUUAGCUCUGAUCGCUCCGCAGAUCUUGCUAAUGUAUGUACUGCCUAGUAGUAUAGUAGUGCUUGGGACAGUCUGUUCUCUAGUCUUUUUCCGCUAUAUUAAGCCUUCAGCUACCGAUCCAACCAAACUCACAACUUGGCAAAGGUAUGCUUUUGCUUUACUGGUCAGCGCCGCGAUCAUUGGAUUAUCAGCCGUUCUUAUGUAUUUUAUUAAUACCAGCACAGGUGAGCUAUCUUUAUUCAAUGUUAUAGUAUUGGGCUACCAAAUACUAGCACCAGUUUCUAUUAUUAUCAGCAUUGCCAUGCAAAUGCUGCCCAACCAAAGAUGGCCAAAAUUGAACCAUUAUUCUUACUGGUUACUCUAUGCUCUAUCGUUUUUAUUAGCAAUCGCUAUACCAUCUCUCUCUUUUUGUGGCUUGGCACUUACGGCUCGCAUGCUCCUUCAAACGCACAUUCUGACCGUAUCCAGUACUCUCUUUAGUGUUGGCGCUCUUAUUAAUGUUUUUGGUCCUUGGCUUGAUGAAGAUAGAGAAAAGCACACAGCGGAACCAUUUGAUAGAGCAGUACAAGCUCGCAUGCUUAAGUUAGCAGUAGCAGGAUUUGUAAUGAUUAUUACCAUCGGCUUGGCAGUUUGGGUAUCCAAUAAUUACAACUUACUAGCCAAUAACAUUGCUGAUAUCAAAGAUUAUAAUUUACUCGAUUCAUUGAUCGCAAAACUUACCGGCCAACCAGCUCAAACUCUACUACCAGCAUAA